AUGGCCGCCCAAUACGUGCUGGCUGGCCUAGCAGCAGCGGGACUGGCCUUCUGGUAUGACUUCAAGAGCUGGCAAAGCUUUGGAACGGGUGGCACGCCUCCAACCUUGGAAGGCUACAUCAAGAUCCGUCGAUGGGGACUCUACUUGCUCUACACGCGCCAGAACUUGCUCGAUGCAUCUCCAAUUCCCGAUACGGGCGCGUCUUACAUCAAUCCUCAGAAGGUGCCGGACCGCGUUGGCAGUAGACCAGGACUUACACGUUGGACACUACCACAACGCCAGUUCCCCGAGGAGAUAACACCGGGCGCUUCCACGACUCUUCACGAUCUCAUGCGCGAGUUUGCGGAUACAAAGGCGUACUCGGAGUAUAUCGAUACGCGGCCAAGCAAGACGGAAGGCGGAACUGGACCUGCCAUCUACGUCAAACCAGACGUCAAGACCAUCAACCCCGUCGCGCACAAGAUAUUCUACGAGACGUCCAAGCCCCAUGCGUAG
Molecule: messenger RNA, 495 nt
Organism: Alternaria metachromatica
Lineage: Eukaryota; Fungi; Ascomycota; Dothideomycetes; Pleosporales; Pleosporaceae
Exons: 3
Coding region: 1-495 (164 amino acids)
Source: RefSeq, a predicted model, not a curated record